This is a messenger RNA of Sordaria macrospora k-hell, 870 nucleotides long. RefSeq lists its product as uncharacterized. Gene Ontology annotation, biological process: demethylation. Lineage: Eukaryota; Fungi; Ascomycota; Sordariomycetes; Sordariales; Sordariaceae. Gene Ontology annotation, molecular function: oxidoreductase activity; demethylase activity. The record is from RefSeq and is a predicted model, not a curated record.
AUGCCUUCGGUGCCCGUCCCUGUCACGGCUUCCGAGAAUCCCAAGAUCCAAAGAUGGGAUGACAUCGGCCUGGUGCUCAUCCACGACUUUAUCACGGAAGAUGAGGAGGCCGCCAUGAUUGCCGCCUUCCACGCCGUCGACCCUCGCCUGGACGGCAAGAGACGCAUCAGCCAGCAUUUUGGCUACCACUUCGACUACACCACCUUUGGCGCCUCCGACACAAGCUUCACGCCUGUGCCUUCGUACAUCACCGACUUCCUCCCUCGUCUGCCUGUCCAAGACUACCUCCCCGACCAGUUCACAGCACAGUACUACCCUCCUGGCGCCGGCAUCCCUCCGCACGUGGACACACACUCCAUGUUUGGCGAAGCCCUGUACAGCUUGUCGUAUGGCAGCACCGUUCCCAUGGUGUUCAGAAUGUCGGAUGCAAACGACGCCCGCAAGAUGAGAUUGCCUAGAAGGUCUCUCCAGUCGUCAGCAUCCGAAAGCAAAUUGGAGGGCGUAUCUGGUACCGACGCAAAGUCCGCCACGAUUGCUUCCAACAGCCAGGCAACGGUGAAGGUGAAAAGUAAAGUGGAAGAGCCGUCACCAGAACACCCGUCGUGGGAGCUUGUGCUCCCUCCUCGUUCGCUGCUGCUCAUGACUGGCCCCUCGCGCUAUGGCUAUACGCAUGGCAUCAAGUCUCGCAAGACUGACAUCAUCAAUGGCGAAAUGGUACACAGACAGGGGAGGUACUCCAUCACCAUGAGAACCAUCAGGCGCGGCAAUGAGAUUGGAUGUGACUGCAUGUUCCCUGGUGUUUGCGAUGCCCGCAUCCGUGAGGAACAAAGUCGGCCAGCAGCGGCUCAGAACAUGGACGUUCAGAAGUAG